AUGUUGGUUUCCUUAGGAAAGCAAGAUCUGCAUUCGGUAACCAUUGUUCUGAAACUUGCUGUACAACAAUUAUUUGGUUUAGACAUUAACAAAGAUGUAAAAAAACUUUCAAGAUCAAAUUCGCAUAGUUUUCCAACUGAAAAAGAAAAAAAUAUUCUGAAACGUUGCGAUACGAGUGUUAUAUCUACCAAUAACCCAUUUAUUGAUAUUUUUGAUUUCGAUAGUGGUGAUGGUGGCAUCAAUGAAAAUUCUCAAAAAUCCUCUUUGGAUGAUACUCCCUCUUCGCUGACAAAACUACAUUCUUCUAAUUCGUUGUCACCUUCUUCUGCAAGUACACAUUCAAAUCUAUCUGUCCCUGGUUCUUUAUAUGACAGUUUGGAUCCUGCGACACUGACAAGACAUCCAAAGCGUACAGAAUCUGCUCCUGAUAUCUCGGAAUUGUUUACUGAAAAUAAAGAUAUAAAUAAUAAUCAAAUUAAUUCCCAUUCUGCUGCGAAAUCUAUGGUAAACUUAAGUACUUUGAGUCAAAAGAAUACAUCGCUUAUAAAUAAGGCUUUUCCGGAUACUCCUCAGCAAUACCUUGAUAAAUUGCGUGAUACUUUAUCGAAAUCUGAAUUAGCAACCUUGCUUGCAAAAAGGCAUGACGUGUUUCAUGAAGCCGUAUUGCGAACGUACAUGGAGACUUUUAAUUUUCGCAACGAUCCCAUCGACAUUGCGUUACGAAAGUUUUUGUUGGAUUGUUACUUGCCGAAGGAGACGCAACAAAUAGAUCGCGUCAUGGAAGCAUUUGCUAAAAGAUACCAUGAGUGUAAUCCAGAUGUGUUUGCUUCCUCAGACGUGGCAUAUGUCUUAGCUUUUGCAAUGUUGAUGUUACAUACUGAUGCCUUUAACAAAAGUGUAAAGCGUAAAAUGACAAAGGAUGAAUUCGUAAAUAAUACAAGGAUCGAUGGCGUGCCAAGAGAAAUCUUUGAGAUUCUUUACGAUAAUAUAACUUUUGCUCGAUUUAUAUAUGCUGAUGAUGAUACGGACGUCAAUGGGCAAACUAUGCUUACAUCUCCAUCAGAAAAUAGGCGAUCUAGAAUAUUUGGUUCUUUAAAGGAUCGCAGAAAAUCUUCAUUUAAAAUUCCAACUGAUUUUACCCCAUUACUCCAAGAUAUUGUCCCGGUUGAAAAUAUUUAUUCGUAUAAGGGAACCCUUCCGGAAUUGGAUACGGUUAGUAUACACCGCGCUUUUGUCACUGCUCAUACUGUUAAAGUUACGGGUGUCAGAACUAGAGGAAAUAGUGAAUCCUUCAGUCCAACGUCAUCUUCAAUACAUCCUUCGGAUGAUGACGAAGAUACUUUUCUUCUAAAAAUUACAAAAGCCGGUAGAUUAGGUCGUAAAACGGAUAUGAUGGAAGGUGGAAAAAAGACCGGGUUUGCACGGAGUUGGAAACAAUUUGGUGUGGUCCUGAGUGGAAGUCAAUUGAUGUUUUUCAAAGAUGAUACAUGGUUCAAUAAUAAUAUACCAAAUCUGAACCAUCCAAUGAAAUCUACCGCGAUUCCAACACUAAAACCCGAUGUAAUUAUAAUGACAGUUGAUUCUGUCGCUGUGUAUGAUAAAAGCUACAAAAAAUAUCCAAAUGUAUUCCGCCUUGCAGAAAGUGAGUCAGAAAUGAAUGAUUGGAUCGUAAAAAUAAAUUAUGCUGCCACUUUCAAAACUAUUGGUUUGAAAAUGAGACAUACUUGGAAUGGUAGUAUGGAAAAAGAUGAAGAAAUGCGAAGAAGGGGAAAGAAAAAUAAUCGGAAAUCAUAUUAUAAUUUUCAACAGGGUCAAGAGGAAAAUAGUUCAAAUGAUGCACAUCGCAGGGCUGAUGUUCUUAGAUCAAAAAUCGAGGAGCUUCAAGGAAAAAUUGCGACGCUCACAUCUCAACUUCAAACAGAUGUUCGAUUUGGCAAUAAUCUUGCCCUCAUGAUACCAUAUAAAGCAACUACUCGAGAUCGGAUCAUCCAAGUUGCUACUGUUGUAGGCAGACGAAUCAAAAAUAUUUGUUUAGAACUCAGUCGACUAGUUUGUUAUCAUGAAAUUAUGGAAAAAGAAUUGUGCUCGACGAUAAUGGGAGAUAAUACUUAUUGGCAAAAGAGAAAGAGCAUGCAUAGAAGUGAUGAAAGUCGUUCUUAUCAGAGACAUUCAAACAUAGGAAGUCAUUUUCAUAAUAUUACAGAAGGAUACAGUAAAGAAAUAAAUAGCAGACCUAUCACCAUGAAUGUAUCACCAAUAUCAUCAUAUACACCAUCAGAACUAUCAACCCAAAGUACUAAUCUGCCUACUACGCCAACCACACUUUACACGUCAGAUUCGACUAUUGGUAGUUCUCUACGAUUGCCAGAAUUUGAAUUUGAAAUUAUUGGAUCUCAGAAUAUAGAUAGCUUUGGUGAUAUGACUAAAUCAGGUUUUAGAGAUGAUACAUCUAGCAUUGAUAUUAUGUAUGAUGAAUCUACCGAGCAAAAUGCAGUGAACAUGAAGGACCAUAACCAAUUUGACUUGGCUGGGAAGCCUAAAGACACAUUUACACAAAUAGAUGCAAAUAUGCAAAUUCCAUCAACGAUUAUAAAUUAUUU
This is a messenger RNA of Dentiscutata erythropus, 2600 nucleotides long. The record is from the annotation of a GenBank genome assembly. NCBI's taxonomy places the organism in Eukaryota, Fungi, Glomeromycota, Glomeromycetes, Diversisporales, Gigasporaceae.